Messenger RNA from Zootoca vivipara (common lizard), 8722 nucleotides. RefSeq names its product zinc finger HIT-type containing 6 (gene ZNHIT6). Gene Ontology annotation, cellular component: pre-snoRNP complex; nucleus. Lineage: Eukaryota; Metazoa; Chordata; Lepidosauria; Squamata; Lacertidae. The record is from RefSeq and is a predicted model, not a curated record. Gene Ontology annotation, biological process: box C/D snoRNP assembly; maturation of LSU-rRNA from tricistronic rRNA transcript (SSU-rRNA, 5.8S rRNA, LSU-rRNA); snoRNA localization.
GGAAGGGGAGCCAACUCGACGGGCAGUCCGUUUGCUGAGCAUGGCGGCGGCAGAGACCGAAGGAAGCACGAGGCGGAAGAUGUCGCUGCGAAGUUGUGAAAUCUGCAAUACAGAAGAAGCAAAAUAUCGAUGCCCCCGUUGUAUGAAAUACUCAUGCAGUUUGGCUUGUGUGAAGAAACAUAAGACUGCAUUCAGUUGUAACGGAGUAAGAGAAAAGACAGCAUUCGUUUCCAUAAAUGAGUUCAGUGAUUUAAAUCUUCUAAGUGAUUACCGGUUUCUGGAAGAUGUGGGAAGAACGGCUGAUGGCGCUGCUCGAGACGACACUUCACAUAGACCAAAAAGCAAUAAAUUUGUGAAUUUUUUGAGAAACCGAGCUCGAAGGUACGACAUCUGCCUACGAACUUUGCCAAUUGGAUUCACAAAGAGACGAGAGAAUUCUACGUUCUUUAACAACAAGGAACAAAAGUUCUUCUGGCACUUGAAGCUUCUAUUUCCUCAUAGUCAUGCUAAAUUCACAGAAAAAAGGGUUGCAGAUGAUAAGCCACUGUAUGACAUUCUAAAGCGGUAUGUUGAUCCUCAAGAGUCUGAUCCUGUCAUUCAUCAAAGAUUAAAAACCUAUGCAAUGUCCCCUCAGUCAGACAUACGAAUUUUAAUGAAAGUGGAAAACAGACCACAAAACUCCAUCAGGUACGAAGAACUGGAUGCCAGCAAAGGCCUUCGAGACAAUUUGAAAGGGAAGGUUGUCAUAGAAUACCCAACUUUGCAUAUUGUUUUGAAGAAAUUCCAGACGGAUAUGGUGAUUCUUGGCCAGGAUGCCAGUAAAUCCAAUCAGGAAAACGCGUCUGAGGAAGAAGGGGAAAUCCAUGAUAGCUCCUGACAAAGCAAAAUCGGAUGUGGAGUUGAAGCAACUUGCUUUGCACCUGACUUGUUGAACAUAUAUUCAGCAAAUUAGUUUUGAGCAUUGCUUUUUAUUAAUAGUAUCCAAAACCUAUGGCUAUUAAAAAGCACUGCAAUCUGUUAAUGUAUGUUCUACAUUAUGUUCUAAUCUAUGUUUAUAGAUUAAGGUGCCUAGCUCUAGCUUUCUUUUGUGAAAAUCACUGAUGUAACAAUUACAAUUUUACAGGACUCUGUUGCCAAUCUUUGUACGCUUGGCUGUUUUUCCCACUUAUUGAAGUGGAAAGCUAUAAAUACUUUUAAUAAAGCACCUAACUCUCCUUUCAUCAGUACAAAUAUCUGGGUGUGGUAAAGAACAUGAAACAGAAGCAACCAACUCAUAAAAGAAACAAGUAUUUGUUGGAAUAAAUCCCUGCUUUAAUAUAUUGGUCUGGAUUGCACAUAACAUUAAGCCAAGCAACAGCUUGGGGUGAGUUUGUGGGCUCCUAGAGAAAUUGCAGCCACUUGCUCCUUCCCAGUUGUUCUGCUGCUACGCUGUGCUUAGACAUCAUUAGGCUUAACAUGUCAUCCAAAUCUGGGCUUCCAGUUUAGCUCUUUCCAAACCAAUCAUGAGCUGCACCCAAGGUUUGGUCUAUGUUCUACGGCUCAUGGUUUGUCAAGGAGAGCUAAACCACAAACUUGGGUUUGGAUAACAUACUGAGGCUUAGUGCAGUACAUCAGCAGAAUGGCCAGGGAGAAGCAAAGCUUCUCUGAUCAUCUUGAGCAUGCAUGCUCACGUGCUCAUUCUAAGCCAGUCUUUUUGUGAUGCACAAACCAGACCAUUGUUAGAAAGAAUUGUGUGAGGUUCAGCCCAAGGCACAUCUCAGUAAAAGAAUUUCAGGUAGCUUGGCAUGGCAAGGCCACUGAGCCCUUGGAAAGUGGCUGUCAAUCCAUGUAGAAGUCACAGAACUAGAUGGACUAGUUCUGAACUAGAGUGCAGGCAAGGUAAAUAUUAAGGAGAGAUUAGUGUUGAAGUUCCCUUAGUGAGUUUAUUGAAAACAAGAAAAUGAGAGAAAGCCAGGACAUCCAGGACUCAGCUACAUUUGCAAAGAAAAAACACUUUAUAUGCAUUGUUUAUGCAUUCUAACACUAUGACACAAGAUGGUGCUAUGGAGUUCCAUUUUUGCUAACCCGAUUUCUCAUACAAAGUUCGCAACCCAUUUAACUUAAAUGCUUCUUCGAUGGGUCUAGAUCCAGCCCUACUCUAACAUACUAUUGAAAGAUUUUACCACCUAGUGAGCCAAAUCUCAUGAUGCAGCAGAAGUGGAUGGAAUCUAGAGAAAUUUUGCCUCAUCAUGUGCUCAGAAGAGUACCUGUCGGGCAAGAUGCUGUUAUCAAGGACUAAACUGGCAAGAACUUACCGUAAUGUAACUGAUGACAUGGAGUCGGGUUCAAAGGUAAUUCAAACAAGCUUUUCAUAUCAGGAAGACCCUAUAUGUUGAUUGCCCUUCUUUUUACAUUGUAGCUGGUCUCUUCCUGUGCUGUGUGUAUAUGUGGUAAGUAAGGUAAGUUCACAGCCCAACUAGCUUUUAUAAGGUGGUCUACAGCGAUUUUUUUGUUUCUCUCUUGAUUUAUACAAUGCACCUGAAGGAUCAGCUGCUGUGCGCCCUCAAAAUUACACUCCAUAGUGGACUGGUGAUGACAAUUGAAAUGUGAAGUGAGAUCAGUAUCUGAAGUCAGUCUUACUUUGGCUGGGUUAUGCCCAUCAACAGCCUUAAUGGUUCAUUAAGACUUCAGUUUCUGCCCAUGAAAACUGAAACAAAUAGAUGCUUCUCAGAGGACACAUAACGCACUCCUCUUCUAAACAUGUUCCUGGAACUUUGCUUGAACCGGGCUUCAAGAAACAAAUCAUGUUGAAUUUUAUGCUCUGGGAUAAUAGGUUUGAGAAGAGGGGAUUGCAUUGUGUUAUAUAGUUUGCAUGAUGUCAGGCUUCAGGCCGUAGAUAAGCAGAACAAAGAGAAAGCACUCUCCUUACCAGUUAUAACCUUUAAUGAUUACAGCGAGAGAACAAAGAAUCCAUUCCUAGGAAUGAAGGUGCUCCCAAUUAAGGGUUACACCCACUUCCUCCCUAGUCGCCCACAUCACUACUGAAUCUUGUAACCUGAUCCCGUAACCACUGCUUUCUGUGCUGCCACCUUAUCUGCUCUUCUUCACCUUGGGCUGAGCAGAUGAACGCUUUCCAGAGACAGUGUAUCUGUUAACUCUCUAUCUCUCCCAGUGCUUCUCCUCCUAGCUGUUCCCCUUCCAGUACUUUCCAGCUUCUGCCUUCUGAACUAUGUCCCUCUGCAAGCCACUGUUCCGAAUCUAUACUGUCCUCAUGCUCCUGGGAAGAUUCAGGAUCCUGAUCAGAAGAAGGGGGAGGGGGAGGCUCCCACAAUUCCUCUCCAGUGCAGCCCUCCUCAAAAUGACACAUUAAUAGUUUAAGCUUAUAAUUAGUUAAUGACAACUGUAAUUAUUUGCAAAGGUGCAAUGUGUUCCUUGCUAAUUUGUAGUUCUGAAAUGAGCUAAUGUAUUAGAUAGAAGAGAAGCCAAACAGUAUAUGCAUUUGAAGCUGUUCAGUAUAACAUUUGGCCAUGGAUAAUCUCCUGAACUUGAAUAUUGUUAGCUGCCUAAUCCACUGGGCUGACUUUUGCCUCCACUUUUGCCUCCUUUUGUGCUAUAAGGAAGCUGUAGACAGUGGUGUGCCAUAACUGCAUCAGCCAAAUAGACCAGGUGGAUUGGGAUGGACUUCAGUUUAAAUAAGAAAACGCAACAAAAUCAAGCAGUUGAUAGAUUUUGGAUGAGUACCCUAAAAGUCUUGACAACUUGUUCAACUGCACUGCGCAAUGAUCUCCCUGGAGAAAUGGUGAGCAUCUCAUUAACUGAGUCAUUUAAAGCUAGAUUGGACAAAGCACUGGAAAAAGUGCUGCGGCAAUAGCAACUUCAGCUCAUGUGUUGGUACAUUUGCAGCUUCAAAGUACUAAAUAAACAUUAGCUCAUUGUCCUCGCAUGAAAGAGUGAGUAAGUAUUUAUUACAAUGACUUUAUUGUCUUUGUUUUACCAAAAAAAAUAAAAUCACAGGAGGUGGGGCGGUGUAGCAAACCCCGUAAUUGUUUCAGGGCACAUAGAAAAUUGGUGCAAUACCAAAGCAACAGCCAAACAAUUCAUGUGGUCUGUUUACUAGAUUAACUGCCUGUUCAGAGGACCCUAAGGAAUAGUCUAUGAGAAGCUGACUUAUACUGAGUGAGACCAACAGCCUGGCUGGCCAAGAACUCUCUGCAACUGACUGCAGAUAGCUGCCCAAGAUUUUAACUAGUAGUAUUUCCUAGUGGGGGCCGCUAGUAGGACAGGGAAGGAAGAUUGAAAUUGUGACUGCCUGAAGCGUGAAGCCUACUUCAUGAACAAGCGAAUAAAUUGAUACAGCUGUUGCUGAAAAAUACUUUUUUAUUGACAAUGAGAAAAGAAUUAAUGGUCUGAUAUGAAUUGGCUGAAAAAUUGGGUCACAAAAUUAUAUCUCACGUAACAUCUUCCUUAACCUAUAGCAUGAUCCGUUUUAUACUCGGGAGCAAACUAAUACAGUGGUACCUUGGUUCUCAAACUUAAUCUGUUCCAGAAGUCCGUUCCAAAACCAAAGCAUGCUUUCCCAUAGAAAGUAAUGCAAAAUGGAUUAAUCUGUUCCAGACUUUUAAAAACAACCUCUAAAACAGAAAUUUAACAUGAAUUUUACUAUCUAACAAGAAUACUGAGCCAUAAAAUGAAAACAAUAAACAAUAUACUGCAGUCACACAAUCAAUCAAUCAGUAGCUGAACUGGGUUCCACACAGUCACAAAAACAAAACAAAAAAAGCCACCAAAACACAAAACAAAUAGCAAAAACAGACAGACCUCAGCGUAACACUCAAAAUGGAAGUGCAGCACUCAAGUUAGAACUGUAACACUAAAAAUGGAGCACGUUCGUCUUCCGAAAAAAGUUCACAAACUGGGACACUUCUGGGGUUUGCAGUGUUUGGGUUCCAAGUUGUUUGAGUACCGAGGCAUUUGAGAACCAAGGUAUGUUACAUAUCAAUAAGGAUUGGCACUGGGGCUAGAUAUGUAUACAAUCAUGUAUGUUCACGACUAGUGAUUAAAGCUCAGGAGGCAUAGGCAGAACUUGCAGAAGGGCUAGUAGGUGGGGCUUAGUCAUAUUUUGCACAUGCCCACCCAAACAAAAUGUCUUACUAGGCUAUGAAAAAUCCACAUUUAAAGGGUGAGCCUUCCUGGCAAGUUGCCAGGUGUGACUCAGCAACCUUUUAAAACAAAAUGGAUUCGCAACACCCUGUUUGCUUUCCCAGCUUCCUGAAUGUGCACAAAGAGGCAAUUCUAAAAACACUUCUACAUGAAUCUGUAUUGCACCCUUCCAGGGAAAGGUGUGGCUGGUUGUAAGCAAUGACAGCUGCAGCAAAACAGAAGGAAAUGUGGGAAUUUAUGAGCAAUUCCUGAAGUCUGCUCUAUAGUGAACCACUAGAGAUUGAGAUGGGACCAGCGUUUGUCCGUAGACAGCUUUUCAGAGUCAUGUGGCCAGCAUGACUAAACCGCUUCUGGUGCAAUGUAACACCAUGACGGAAACCAGAGUGCACAGAAACGCUGUUUACCUUCCUGCCACAGUGGUACCUAUUAAUCUACUUGCACUGGCAUGCUUUUGAACUGCCAGAUUGGCAGGCAGGGGCAGAGCAAGGUGGGUGCAGACUGCCCUGGUGUCAUCUCCGAGGGGGGUGACAUUUGGCGCGGCUACCCUGAGUCAUUGGACCCAGGUGGCGCUGUGGUUAAACCACUGAGCCUAGGGCUUGCUGAUCAGAAGGUCGGCGGUUUGAAUCCCUGUGACGGGGUGAGUUCCCGUUGCUUGGUCCCAGCUCCUGCCAACCUAGCAGUUCGAAAGCAUGUCAAAAUGCAAGUAGAUAAAUAGGAACCGCUACAGCGGGAAGGUAAACGGCGUUUCCAUGUGCUGCUCUGGUUUGCCAGAAGCGGCUUUGUCAUGCUGGCCACAUGACCUGGAGGCUACACGCCGGCUCCCUCGGCCAAUAAUGCGAGAUGAGCGCGCAACCCCAGAGUCGAUCACGACUGGACCUAAUGGUCAGGGGUCCCUUUACCCUGAGUCAUUGGGGGAAGGCAGCAGCUCCCCCCUUCCCCCAAUGACUCAGGGUAGCCUUCCCCCUUCGUUUUGACAGGCUCGCGCUCCCGGGCUGCCCCCAGAAAAGCUCAACAACUUUGGCCAACCCUCCCCUAAAAAAAGCUCAACAACAACUGGCAAUGACAAUGGGUAGAUCACAGGCAGUCUUUUUAUACUGUGAGUAGAUCGCAGGGAGUGUGUGACAAGAAAUUUUCUGCACCGGGUACCACCUGACCUUGCUACGCCACUGUUGGCAGGAGCUGGGACAGAGCAACGGGAGCUCACCCUGUCUUGUGGAUUCAAACCACCGACCUUCUGAUCGGCAAGCCCAAGAGGCUCAGUGGUUUUGGCCACAGCGCCACUUGCAUCCCUACAUGACAAUGGUACACAGUGCUGUCUGGUGCAAUAUAUUACUACCACCACCUUCUGAAAACGACCAACAUGCCCUAGGUAUUUGGCAAGCAUAAUCACUGGAAGCUAAUUUUUCAAAUGCAAUUGGGAAUACAGUGGUACCUCAGGUUACAGGCGCUUCAGGUUACAGACUCCGCUAACCCAGAAAUAGUACCUUGGGUCAAGAACUUUACCUCAGGAUGAGAACAGAAAUCGUGCGGCAGCAGCAGGAGGCCCCAUUAGCUAAAGUGGUACCUCAGGUUAAGAACAGUUUCAGGUUAAGAACGGACCUCCAGAACAAAUUAACCCGAGGUACCACUGUAUGGAUGAAUAGGCAUGGAAAGGAUGCUUUAAAAGGCAAUACAGUAUACUCUUGAGUCUUUUUAAAUGCUCCAGAUAACUUUCAGGAAUGUUUCAGCUGCUUCCUUGUUGUAGGAAAGGUCUUCGAGAUUUAACACUUGGUGCUGCUGCCUCUGACUGGUUUUGCCUUCUUCUCUCAACUGCAUAUAAAGGCAAAAGUAAGGGAAGCUUUAGCAUCCAAAGCAUCUAAUUUCAGUUCUUCAAGCCACAUGCAAACUUAAUAAAUCCCACUAGUUGCAGUGGGAUUUGCAAGUAAUUUCAGAAAUAGAGCUUUAUUUGUGUAGCAUUCUCCUUCUGCCUCUGCUGCUUCUAAUAACAUGUAUAAGGAAUAUUAGUAUAAGAGACACUCUUUUUCAAGGCACUGAUGAAUACCAAAAUAUUUCUAGUUUAUAGAAGUCCUCAACUUGCAAGGAGAUAGACACAGAAAAAAAAUUAUAGCCAGUAAUACUACCCAAUUCAAGCUGUGUUUGCUUACAAACAGUGCAUUCUGCCCUUUUAAGUUCCAAGCUAUUUCCCGGAAAACAUUUUUUUUAAAACCCCCAAAAACAUUAAUUUGUAUUUGUGUGGUUGCUAUGGAAUUUGGGUGAACUGUAUGCAGAUGCAGAUUGUGUUAAUAAGAAAUAAAAAGAACUGUGUACUCUAGUGAACAAAGAUUAGUCUGUGUUUGUAUUAGAAUGUUGCUAUGGCAGAGCAUAUGGUUUUAUUUCGUGGACGUUUGCAGUGAAAUGGAAGGAAAUCGGAUGCAUGCAAGACAAACAAACAAGAAAUUGCAACAAUUACAGCUCCACAUACAUGCACAAGUUGAAUGGGUAGUCACAGAUUAGAAAGGUAAGAUAAUUGCCGGACAUGUUAGGUAGACUUCUUUCCUGUCAAGCUGUAUUAUUUGGUAGGAAGCCAACACUCUUACUAUCAUAGAAUUGUAGAUUUGGAAGGGAUCCCAAGGAUCGUCUAGUCCAACCCCUUGCAAUGAAGGAAUCUCUUAAUGCCUUAAACCUAAUGCUAUGUUCUUUUCUCUGUGGAGACUGUAUUGCAUAAUAAUUCUUUUUUAAAAAGGAAUCUCAAGUAGAUCAUGCAUGACAGAUGGCCAUCCAACCUCUGCUUAAAAACCUCCAAGGAAAGAGAGUCCACCACCUCUCCUAGCAGUGGCAGACCUUAGGGGCUCAAAUUUCAGCGGCGACCAACAUGUGCGACGCCAAAAUUCGGUGUCCCACUGCCUCUCGUACUUCAUUCUAAAUAAUUGCAGCAAAUAGUUGCAGCAUCCUCUGUGGUGCCCCCAAGACACAGCGUGACCAAAGUGGCCGUGCUCCCCUAAAUCCGCCUCUGCUCGUGGGAGUCUCUUCCACUGUCGAACAAUUCUUACUGUCAGAAAGUUCUUCCUGGUGUUUAGUUGGAAUCUCCUUUCUUCUAACUUGAGGCCAUUGGUUCAAGCCCUACCCUCCAGAGCAGGAGAAAACAAGCUUGCUCCAUCUUCCCUGUAGAAGGUGGCUAUCAUACUUCCUCUCAGUCUCCUCUUUUCCAGGCUAAACAUACCCAGUUUGUUCCUCAUAAGGCUUGGUUUCCAGGUCCUUGAUCAUCUUGGCUGCCCUCCUCUGCACACUUUCCAGCUUGUCAAUCUUAAAUUGUGGCACCCAGAACUGGACACGGUGUGUCUGACCGCUGUGGUCUGAUUGGCACCCCUUUUGGACGUGGAAAGGAUGACACAAAUAAGAUAGUGGGGCCAGAGAGGAAGCAGGUAUUUCUAGCUCAGAGGAAAAGCGAAGCACUCAUGUAUUGUUCUUAGGUGUGUUUUGAAAGAUAUUGAGACAAGGGGGUGAAGUUGCUGGGAGCUUGGUGGAAUUUUGGCAGGUUAGGGUACAGCCUGUGGUUUGCUUUUGGGCUUGUGUUUUUUUUGUGUUGUUUUUUUUUGUAGAUAAG